Penaeus monodon (black tiger shrimp) is the source of this 613-nucleotide messenger RNA. It is a transcript of the gene RpL10, whose product is annotated as 60S ribosomal protein L10-like. Gene Ontology annotation, cellular component: cytosolic large ribosomal subunit; ribosome. The record is from RefSeq and is a predicted model, not a curated record. Gene Ontology annotation, molecular function: structural constituent of ribosome. Gene Ontology annotation, biological process: translation; ribosomal large subunit assembly. NCBI's taxonomy places the organism in Eukaryota, Metazoa, Arthropoda, Malacostraca, Decapoda, Penaeidae.
GACCACAAGAAAGUUUUUUAAAAGACUUCCCUUGCGCGGCACAUCGCAGUCAAGAUAAAGACCGAGAACACAACAUUCCAACACUCCCUCUCGUCGCUCUUUUCAGUGAAGACGGGGCAAGAUGGGGCGCCGUCCGGCCCGAUGCUACCGUUACUGUAAGAACAAGCCUUACCCGAAGUCGCGUUUCUGCCGUGGUGUGCCCGACCCCAAGAUUCGCAUCUAUGACUUAGGGAGGAAGAAAUCCGAUGUCCGCGAGAUGCCCCUCUGCGUUCAUCUCGUCUCCGAUGAGUAUGAGCAGCUGUCCUCGGAGGCCCUGGAGGCUGGCCGUAUCUGCGCCAACAAGUAUCUUGUAAAGCACUGCGGUAAGGAUCAGUUCCACGUGCGUGUUCGACUCCACCCCUACCACGUUAUCCGCAUCAACAAAAUGUUAUCGUGUGCUGGUGCUGAUAGAUUGCAGACAGGAAUGCGUGGUGCCUUUGGUAAACCCCAGGGCACUGUUGCUCGUGUCCAGAUCGGUCAGCCCAUCAUGUCUGUGAGGACCCACGACCGUCACAAGGAGCAGGUCAUCGAGGCUCUCCGACGUGCCAAGUUCAAGUACCCUGGACGUCAAAAG